Molecule: messenger RNA, 969 nt
Organism: Dichotomopilus funicola
Lineage: Eukaryota; Fungi; Ascomycota; Sordariomycetes; Sordariales; Chaetomiaceae
Product: Alpha/Beta hydrolase protein
Exons: 5
Source: RefSeq, a predicted model, not a curated record
AUGCGACGAUUCUUAGGCUGGCGGUCGAAAGCCGCGAUAACUGAAUCGGCGGGUCAAGAAAGCCAGUCAGAGCGACCACCCGCCGCGGCCCCGUCUCCGACGAAGACUUUCCCCUCGGGCAUCAAGCCGCUCUGCAGCCCGGCAGGUGCCAUCGCCGACAUUGUCUUUGUCCACGGCCUGACAGGCGACCGCGAGAAGACAUGGACCGCCAGCGACGCGCCUGAGCCAUGGCCCAAGGCCCUCCUCCCGUCCGAACUCCCGACCGCGCGCGUCCUCACAUUCGGAUACGAUGCAUACGUGACGGAUUGGCGGGGCAUGGUGUCGCAGAGUCGAAUUGCCAACCACGCGUGGAAGCUUUUGACGUCUCUCGCGUCGUAUCGAGAGAAGGACGAUACGAAUGAACGGCCGAUCAUAUUUGUCUGUCACAGCCUGGGGGGGCUGGUAUGCGAGGAUGCAUUGUGCACAUCGAGACAGCGAACGGAACCGCACCUCCACAACGUCCUGCGGCUGACGCGCGGCAUCGCCCUUCUCGGGACGCCACACCACGGGUCAGGGCUGGCACGAUGGGCCGAGCUGCUGUCGCGAUCCAUUGGGAUCAUCAAGCAGACCAACACACAAAUCGUUGAGGUGCUUAAGCGCGACUCGGAGGUGCUCGCACGGAUCCAGGACGGUUUCCACACCAUGGUCCUAGCCCGUGGCAGGGAGGGCCAGCCGAUCGAGAUCAGCUGCUUCUUCGAGGAGCUGCCUUUGCCAGGUAUCGGCCAGGUUGUGCCACAGGAUUCGGCGAUUCUGCCUGGGUACAUCCCGAUCGGGAUCCACGGCAACCAUAUGGACAUGACCAAAUUCGCUGGCGUGGACGACCCUGGUUUUCAGGCAGUUUGCGGAGAGCUUCGACGAUGGGUUAAGAACAUGAGUGCGUUGGAGAAACAUAGUCCGGGUGCAUCUGGGAGCAAUGCUACCAUGACCGAA